Symbiodinium natans is the source of this 411-nucleotide messenger RNA. The record is from the annotation of a GenBank genome assembly. NCBI's taxonomy places the organism in Eukaryota, Dinophyceae, Suessiales, Symbiodiniaceae.
AUGUUCGCAUCACAUGGCUGGAUGCAGACUCCAGAAUCGCGCCGGCCUGUGGGAGCCCUGAGCGACGUGAGCACCUACCACCCAGUACCCGGAGCGUUGCAGCUGCUUUUCACCCUGGUCGUACUGUCCUCUCACGAUGUGGCCCUUUUCAACAACCGCUCGCGCAACGCCAUCCGAAACUGGGCGCCGCAAUCCUACAUCGACCGGUCCGUGAACUUGGCGGGCAUGCUCUGGCGCUGCCGACAAAUGAAGGCGCUGGGCUACAUCUUGACAGAGGUGGAUUGGACUGCCGGUGGCCCAAUUUUGCAGGACCUGCUGAGCUGGCUGGCACUCAAAGCACGUCUCAUUCUGGACACUCCGAGGAUCUCCACCUUCGCGUACCUGGAGAUCGGAGUCUGGGGAACAAAAUGA